GACAGGCAUGCUAAGUUUUCCUUUUUACAAAGACUGCUUUUUUGUGAGGACUGACAAGACAGUAGUAAAAUGAUUUUCUGGUAUACAAAAGCUAUAGUUUUGUUCUCAAUAUCUAAGGACUAGUACUAUUACUAUUAGAUUACCCCCCUAGAGGAAAAUCCAAUACAGGGUUUGUCUUUCUGUAUAGCUUCAGUUAAUUCAACAAGGCCUGAUUAUUGAGUUUCUGUUUCUUUCUUGCUCUCUGUGAAUUGAACAUUUAAUGGAAAGGAUAAGUGAGUUAAAUGCUGCAUUCUUGUUUGUGACAUUCUUGGCCCUUUGGAACACUGCAACAGGGUUGCUUUCUCCUAAAGGUGUCAACUUUGAAGUGCAAGCUUUAAUGGCAAUAAAAGCUGCUUUGAAAGAUCCUCAUGGAGUUCUUGAUAAUUGGGAUGGUACCUCAGUUGAUCCAUGUAGUUGGGCUAUGGUUACUUGCUCUGCUGAGAGUUUUGUUAUUGGCCUAGGGUCUCCCAGCCAAAAUCUAUCUGGUAGUCUUUCUCCAAGCAUUGGCAAUUUAACUAAUCUUCAGAUUAUAUUGCUGCAAAAUAACAAUAUAACAGGACCAAUUCCAAAAGAGGUUGGAAAGCUUUUCAAGCUUCAGACUCUUGAUCUUUCAGAUAAUUUCUUCACUGGUGAUAUUCCUCCCUCUUUGGGACACUUGAAUAGCCUCAAGUACAUGAGGCUCAACAAUAACAGUCUAUCAGGAGAAAUUCCAGUCUCAUUGACUAACAUGUCACAGCUCACUCUUGUGGACUUGUCCUAUAAUAACUUGAGCGGACCAGUGCCUAGGUUUCCUUCUAAGAAAUUCGACAUUGUUGGAAAUCCAUUGAUCUGUGCGACAGGAUCUGAGCCAGAUUGCUACGGAACGCAGCUGCUGCCUAUGUCAAUGACAUUGAACAGUUCAGAAACUCUGCCUUCUGGGAAGCAAAAAAGUCAUAAAAUUGCCCUUGUGUUUGGCUCAAGCCUUGGUUGCAUCUCUUUGCUCGUUCUUGGAAUUGGACUAUUUCUAUGGUCUAGGCAUAGACAUAAUCAACAGGCCUUUUUUGAUGUCAAAGAUCGGCAUCAUGAAGAAGUUUCCCUCGGAAAUUUGAGAAGAUUUCAAUUCAAGGAUCUCCAGAUUGCAACCAACAACUUCAGCAGCAAAAACAUUUUGGGAAAAGGUGGUUUUGGAAAAGUUUAUAAAGGUCAUCUGCCAGAUGGGACUCCUGUGGCUGUAAAGAGGCUAAAUGAUGGCAAUGCAAUUGGUGGCGAGAAACAAUUUCAGACAGAAGUUGAAAUGAUAAGCUUAGCUGUGCACCGUAACCUCCUCAGGCUCUACGGAUUUUGCAUGACACCGAACGAGAAGCUUUUGGUUUACCCCUAUAUGUCUAAUGGUAGUGUAGCUUUUCGUCUCAGAGUAAAACCGGUGUUGGACUGGGGAACAAGGAAGCGAAUAGCUCUAGGAGCUGCUCGAGGACUGUUGUAUCUUCAUGAACAAUGUGAUCCAAAGAUAAUUCAUAGGGAUGUUAAGGCAGCAAAUAUCUUGCUCGAUGACUAUUGUGAGGCGGUUGUGGGAGACUUUGGGCUGGCAAAGCUUUUGGAUCACCAGGAUACCCAUGUCACAACCGCUGUUCGUGGAACGGUGGGGCAUAUAGCGCCAGAAUACCUUUCAACAGGCCAAUCAUCUGAGAAAACUGAUGUGUUUGGAUUUGGAAUCCUUCUUCUUGAACUGAUCACAGGAAUGAGAGCUAUAGAAUUUGGAAAAGCAGCUAACCAGAAGGGAGCAAUGCUUGAUUGGGUUAAGAAAAUUCACCAAGAGAAGAAACUUGAUAUCCUGGUUGAUAAAGAGUUGAAAAGCAACUAUGAUCGGAUUGAGCUAGAGGAAAUGGUUCAAGUUGCUCUGCUCUGCACUCAAUAUCUUCCAGGCCACAGACCAAAAAUGUCUGAAAUUGUUCGAAUGCUUGAGGGUGAUGGACUUGCAGAGAGGUGGGAAGCAUCCCAGAAAUUUGACGGCAGUAACAAAUACAAAACGAAAGAGCUGUCUUCGUCUGAGAGAUUUUCAGAUCUCACAGAUGAUUCUUUGUUGCUUGUACAAGCCAUGGAGCUAUCUGGUCCUAGGUGAGAUAUUGUAUUCUUUAGUACGUAUUUAUACAGAUUGAAAUUCACACUUAGAACUUUCAGGCAGAUUUCUAGAGGCCAGUUGUUAAACUAUGUAUUGUAUAGUAAGGAACCACCAAAGAUUCAAAGAACUUUGAUGUGUUCUUUUGUCCUUGUAUAUGUUCAUGUUAUUAAUUUAAAUGAUUUUAAUUGAGAGUUCAUUUUUUUUUCA
Molecule: messenger RNA, 2344 nt
Organism: Nicotiana tabacum (common tobacco)
Lineage: Eukaryota; Viridiplantae; Streptophyta; Magnoliopsida; Solanales; Solanaceae
Product: protein NSP-INTERACTING KINASE 1
Biological process (GO): protein phosphorylation
Molecular function (GO): protein kinase activity; ATP binding; protein binding
Source: RefSeq, a predicted model, not a curated record